AUUGUAGCAGAGGGAGAGGCUGCGCGUUCACAGGCCCUCCCCCUUCUCCACGGAGGCGGGAACGCGCAGAGAAUCCUCACCAAACUCGACCGCGAAGAGAAAACAUCCUUCGGAUUUCUCAGCAUCACACUGGGAGAAAAAUGUUUCUUCCGCCGCCUCUCAUCAGCGUAUUGCGUGUCUGCCAAAAUCAUGUAACCGGAUUCACCGCUUUUGAGGACAGUACUUCAAUCGACCAGUGACUUUUAUUUAGAAAAAUAUUCCAACCACUCGCUUAAUCUGAAAAGAAAGAUACAAGAAUUGGAAAAACAAAGCUACCAGACAGGUGGAGAAAAUGGCACUGAUUUACCUGGGCUGUCUCGUCUUCUGGACUGCUGUAAUUGGCUUUGUGCAGGGCUGCCCAGAGCAAUGCAGCUGUUCGGAUAAAUACGCCCACCAGUUUGCUGACUGUGCUUACAAAGCACUGUUGGAGGUCCCCGUAGGGCUGCCCUCUAAUGUGACUACUUUGAGUCUUUCUGCCAACAAAAUCACCUCACUUAAGUCAAAAAGCUUUGUGAAUGUCACCCAGGUAACAUCACUAUGGCUGGCCCACAAUGCGAUUGUGGACAUAGAGAGCGAGACACUGGCCCCCCUGGUCCAACUUCGCAACCUGGACCUCAGCAACAAUAAGAUCGUCAACUUUCCCUGGGAGGACCUUUACAACCUCACCGCCCUGCAGCUGCUGAAAAUGAACAACAAUGAAAUGAUCAACCUGCCUAAGGAUGCCUUCUCCACCCUAAAAGACCUGAGGUCACUGCGCAUCAACAACAACAAGUUCACCACAAUUGUGCAGGGGACUUUUGAUGCCCUGAGUUCCAUGUCACACCUCCAGAUCUACAACAACCCCUUCACCUGCUCUUGCUCCCUGGAGUGGCUGAGGGAUUGGAUCGUGGCUUCUAAAAUCUCUGUCCCUGAGCAGAAAUCCAUUGUCUGUGAGGCCCCAGAGGCGCUGAAAGGCAUGUUAGUUGUGGCAAUGCCUAAGAUGGAAUGCACAGCUCCUACUGUCAGCAUAACCUACCAGCCCAACAUCGAGAACACUGAGCUCUAUGAGGGCUUCAUGUUAAUCUUAAACUGUGAAACCAAGGGGAACCCCAGGCCGGAUGUCAAGUGGGAAAUACGUGCAGGAAACCAGUACAUGGAAUUCAGUUUGCCUGGUGAUGUUAGGGAGAAAAAUGAUUUGCCUGUGGACACCAAAAAGGCCGGAAAUCGUUUCCUGGUGUUCCAAAAUGGCACUCUCAUCAUCCCGCGUAUGAGCAAAAAGGAAGACGGUAACUACAGCUGCUCAGCUGUAAAUGAAUUGGGCAAAGCGGAGGCCGCAGUAAAGGUAGCGGUAGCGGGCACUCGGAAACAUGCUGUCAACUCCAUGCUGGACACAACACCUGACAAGGCCCGUCCAAUGGCUGGACACCAGCCUGGGCCCAAGAACACCAAAAACAGUGUGAUCAGCUGGUCCAAACCUGAGGAGAAGAGCAAGAGCAUUCCAACUGGAUCGACUUACAUCACUGUGGACACCAAGCAGCCUGGACUGGACAGCAAGGACCCAAUAUUUUCCAGCAAAUGUGGCACAAAUGAUGGCACCCAAUACAUUUCCAACCAUGCCUUCAACAUGAGCCUGGAUCAACUCAAGCAGUACACCUUUGAUUUUGGGGUCAUUGCACUAGAAGUGUCAGAGACAGAAGCGAAAGUUCAGCUAAACCCUAUGAAACUGCCCAACGCCAAGGCCAAUCUUCACCUUAGCCCCCCACAAGAUGUUGAAACUAUGGUCAAAGAGGUUUUCAGCCUUUACCAGCCAUCAAGCAAGAACGUUCCCCUGGAUAUGUUGUAUUUGUGUGUUAAUACUGGCAAUGGACACUCAGUUGUUCAGUGGUCCAAGAUUGAGGAUGGGGUCAAUGCAUAUCGUUUCCAGGGUCUCCAGCCUGGUACCAAUUACACCCUCUGUCUAACGUAUGGAGGGAAUGACUGUCAGGUGCAAGUUGUUUUCACUACCAGGAAGAAGAUCCCCUCCCUUCUGAUCAUCGUUGUUGUGAGCAUAUUUUUGCUGGCUUUGGCCACCGUCCCCCUGCUGGGUGCUACUUGCUGCCACUUGAUGUACAAAUACCAAGGCAAGACCUACAAGCUGAUCAUGAAGGCGCAGAACCCAGAUCAGAUGGAAAAGCACAUGGCCGCCGAUUUCGAUCCUAGAGCGUCCUUUGUGGAGUCAGAGAAGAACUACGACCCUAGUGAGAUGGGCGAGGGAGAAGGCGAGGCUGAAGGUGAGGCAGGAGAAGAAGGAGAGGUAGAGGGCAGUGUGGUAACUGAAUCCAUUCCCGAUUCGCAAUCCAAAACGAAUCAAGAAGAAUUUGAAGUGGGUUCUGAGUACAGUGAUCGAUUGCCACUGGGGGCAGAGGCCGUGAACAUCUCCGAAGAAAUUAAUGGCAACUACAAACAGCCAGGCCGCUGAAACGUUUAUCACCUGGAUUCACUGUGUAAGAUAGUCACAUUCAAAUUGGUUAAGGACCAGGUAAUUUACCUCUUAUUAUUUCACAUGAAAGCAGAGCCCUGAUACAUGCGGUUCGCUUGUUUAACCUCCGCAAUGGCGUUAUAACAAUAAUGCUAAACAUUACGCGCAUAUAGACCAAGGAUUUUCUUUUUUUGUACAAGAACACAUCCAUUUACGUUUACUGCAAUAGAUUGGAGGACACAUUUUUGGAAACUCUGAUAGUCAUUCAAACGAGGUUGACUACUCAACCUAUGUCAUGUUUAUAUUAUUGACGAUUCAUCAAUUUUCAAAAGAAACUCCAAACCGAUAACGAGUGAUUAAUAAAAAUUCCCUUUAUUUCGAGUGUAGGCUAGCAUACCCUCAUUGUGGUUUUCACGCGCCCGUUUCAGCAUGCUACGAUGCUGGACAGUGGCAGAUACUGAUCCGUCCGUGAAUUGACUGUUCCCAUUUUUUAUAAAAUUUAAAGGGAGUCUUACUUUAUCUGUAAUCAAGUAUGUGUAAGCGCUGGAAAAUCCAGUUCACUGCCAAAAGACGGUGUUAAAUGUACAGUGGAGCUUCGGCAAUAUAUGACUCUAACCUCUGUAAUCAGGUGCUUAUCUUCUCGCUUUUCUCAAAGAUUCUAAAGUUGUACUUUCUCUUUUUAGAGAUACUUGUCCGUGGCAUGUCACACAUACGUAGGCUAUUUUCAUGUGUGUUUUAAUAGCGUAUAGGACGUUACGUAUUCUUAAUGUCAGUGUGUGAUGUAAGCCCGGUAAAUUGAAACGAUGUUUUCUUAUUUUCCAAGAAAAAGAACGGUCACCUGUUGGCCAAUAAAGUGAUUCAUCUGAACGUCUUUGAGUGUCCUGUAAAUCGACGCAUAGUGGAUUUUAAGUGGCUGUUCAACGAUGUUGUAAAGAUCCCUCAACCUUGUACCUCUUUUGAUAUGAUUUUAUGUACGUGGCGUUAAUAAAACAUUAAAACCCA
Molecule: messenger RNA, 3478 nt
Organism: Anguilla rostrata (American eel)
Lineage: Eukaryota; Metazoa; Chordata; Actinopteri; Anguilliformes; Anguillidae
Gene: islr2
Product: immunoglobulin superfamily containing leucine-rich repeat 2
Exons: 2
Coding region: 332-2476 (714 amino acids)
Molecular function (GO): protein binding
Source: RefSeq, a predicted model, not a curated record